GAGACGUAUGACUUGAAGACUAUCCUGAUCAGCAUGGGCAUGGCGGACGCUUUUAAUGUUGGAAUGAGUGACUUUUCUGGUAUGUCCACAGCCAACAACCUGGUUCUGUCAAAGGUCGUCCACAAGAGUUUCGUGGAAGUCAACGAGGAGGGAACUGAAGCUGCUGCUGCCACUGCUGGAGAAAUAACGAACCGCUCCCUUCCCCCCCGUUUCACUGCAGACCAUCCCUUCCUCUUCUUCAUCCGACAUAACCCCACCAACACUGUUCUCUUUGCCGGCCGAUACUCCUCUCCUGAGUAAGCUCUGCUGCUCGUCCUGUAGACAUGGACGGAUUAUGAGUCAAAGGCAUCUUGAGCACAGACAUGUAGAGGGUCCCUAAUCAGAACAAGAGACAGAUUUUCUUUGGAGGUGUUUUAGAUCUCUUUUUGGUAACUUUGAUGAUCUUUUGUGGUUGGUUUGUGGCUUCAUUUUGUGUCUCCUAGUAGUUGGUUUGGGUCUGUCAGAAAUACUUGACAUAAAAUAAAUAAAGAUGCAAAUUAAAAAUGAAACAACAUAAAUAGUUGCCUGCAAAACAUUUUUCUUGUCUAAUUUGGCAGACCACAUUAUUUUCAAUUUGCAUACAUUUUGCAUAAUUUUAGAGUUUAUACAUUUAAAGGGAUUUGCAGUACAACAGAAAAUCAUUUUAGAAAGCUUCAAAGAUUGGCUGAGUUUUAAUAAUUUUAGGUUUGUGCAUAUAAUAAAGGAUCAUAAUGAUAACUGUGUUAGUCAAAGGAUUUUGUGGUGGGUUUGUGGCUCUGUGUGUUCAUUGUUUUUUUUUUUGUUUGUUUGUUUGUUUUUGUUUUUCUGGUAAUUAAACUAUGACUCACAAUGAAACUCCCCCAGUUCCUUACUUACAGGAAGAUACUUAAGAUGUUUUUUUUUUAUAUUACAAGUUUUGGGAAAUUUAUGUUUGAAUACACAAAUGAUGCAAUAUCUAACUGAAAAUUGGCAACAAAAACAAACACCUUGAUGUGUGUUUUGGAUUUUCCUUUUCACUAUAGUCCACAGGAAGCCAUGUUAUGGAGGCAAAAUAGCCAAAAGUCUCAAAAUUUACCCUGUGCAUAAGAAAAAUAGUUUUUACCUUAAAAGUAACAAUUUCAACAAAAUAAGCACUUCUGGUAAGAAUCAGCUUCUUCUGUUGUGUUUAACCUACACAGCUUAAAAUAUGAGACAAUGUGCAAUCGGGCCGCUGUGAGAGAGAAUGAAUGGGAGUACGCAGCAUUUACAAACUCAG
Messenger RNA from Plectropomus leopardus (leopard coralgrouper), 1273 nucleotides. Lineage: Eukaryota; Metazoa; Chordata; Actinopteri; Perciformes; Serranidae. The record is from RefSeq and is a predicted model, not a curated record.